Papaver somniferum (opium poppy) is the source of this 2252-nucleotide messenger RNA. Its product is annotated as protein NRT1/ PTR FAMILY 6.2-like. The coding region runs from base 334 to 2094 and encodes 586 amino acids. Gene Ontology annotation, biological process: oligopeptide transport; transmembrane transport. NCBI's taxonomy places the organism in Eukaryota, Viridiplantae, Streptophyta, Magnoliopsida, Ranunculales, Papaveraceae. Gene Ontology annotation, molecular function: transmembrane transporter activity. Gene Ontology annotation, cellular component: membrane. The transcript is spliced from 6 exons. The record is from RefSeq and is a predicted model, not a curated record.
GUUCACAUGGCUCUCGUCCAAUUAUCAAAAGACUUGGUCGGUAUUGUUUUGAUAAACCACAAAACAAAAUAGCAACCUAAAUAAAAAUAAAAAUAAAAAUAGAUAGGUUGGAAAUCAUUUUUUUGGGAAUGAAAAUCCAAAAUAUACCCAGACAAUAAUGCGAGUGUGGUAUAACUCUAUAAAGUGAGUGUCUUCAGAAGUUUGUGUAUAAAAGGAACGCAACUUCACAGACAUACUCAGUUGUAAGUUUCUGAGCAUCUCUAUCCAACUUACACAAACACAAGUAGUAGUAGUAGUUUUGUUUCUUGCUGCUUCUUCUCCAACUUCGGAUAAAUGGAAGGGAAUAAGGCGAGCUGGUCGAUUGCAGAUACGGUAGACUACAAAGGUUUUCCGGCCGAUAAAUCGAAAACCGGUGGCUGGAUACCAGCUGUUUUGAUCCUAGGAAUUGAAAUAUGCGAGAGGUUGACAACCAUGGGAAUAGCAGUGAACCUUGUGACAUAUCUAGGAGGAACGAUGCAUCUCUCAAGUGCUACUUCUGCAAAUAUCGUGACCGAUUUCAUGGGAACAUCUUUCCUCCUCUGUUUGCUAGGAGGUUUCCUAGCAGAUUCAUACUUAGGCAGAUACAAAACUAUUGCCAUUUUCGCUGUUGUCCAAGGACUGGGAACUUCCAUGUUAGCUUUAUCAACCAAACUGCCGCAGUUACGUCCACCACCAUGUAACAACAAUAUAGGCCCUGAAAAAUGUGAAAAGGCCAACGGAAUCCAAAUGGGAGUUCUAUAUCUUUCACUGUAUCUAGUUGCACUUGGCACUGGAGGACUUAAAGCGUGCGUAUCAGGAUUCGGAACCGAUCAGUUUGACGAGAAAGACAAGAAGGAGAAGACUCAAAUGGAUUACUUCUUUCAAAGAUUUUUCUUUUUCGUUAGCUUGGGUACUCUAUUGGCUGUCACAGUUUUGGUUUACAUACAAGAUCACGUCGGUCGGAGUUGGGCUUAUGGUAUCUGUUCAGUCUCGAUUUUUACCGCCAUCUGUAUAUUCUUAUCGGGGACUAAGAAGUACAGGUACAAGAAAAGCUUUGGGAGUCCUGCUGUUCAGAUAUUUCAAGUCAUUGCGGCUUCUAUAAAGAAAAGGAAGCUUGAAUUUCCUUCUAGUAUUGAGUUAGCUUACGAGGAUUCAUCCGAGGAUCGGAGAAUUCAGCAUACAGAUCAGUUUCGUUUCUUGGACAAAGCUUCAAUUGUUGCUACAGAAGACGAGAAGUAUAAGCAUUUGCCACCAAACCCCUGGCAGUUAUGCUCAGUGACAAAAGUGGAGGAGGUGAAAAUGAUGAUCAGAUUACUGCCAAUUUGGGCGACAACAAUCCUAUUUUGGACCACAUAUGCACAGAUGAUGACAUUCUCUGUUGAACAAGCUGCAACCAUGCACAGGUCAAUAGGGAGUUUCCAGAUUCCUGCAGGCUCUCUCACUGUCUUCUUUGUAGGAGCUAUUUUGAUAACUAUUGCAGUCUAUGAUCAGCUGGUAAUGCCACUCUGGAAAAAGUGGAAAGGAACUCAAGGAUUCACAGAUAUGCAGAGAAUUGCCAUUGGGCUUAUGCUAUCAACAUUAGGGAUGGCAUUUGCAGCUAUUUCCGAGGUUAAGCGUUUGUCUGUCGCCAAAUAUGCUGGUGAUCACAUUGCAGCUAAUUCGACUCUACCAGUAAGCGUUUUCAUCUUGAUCCCACAGUUCAUCUUUGUUGGUUCUGGAGAAGCAUUCAUUUAUACAGGUCAGCUUGAUUUCUUCAUAACCCGGGCGCCCAAAGGGAUGAAGAGUAUGAGCACAGGACUCUUCUUAACAACUCUAUCACUUGGCUUCUUCGUUAGUAGUUUGCUAGUCUCAAUUAUAAAGGCAAUAACUGGCCGAAAUGGUGGUGAUGGAUGGUUAGCCGAUAAUAUCAACGAUGCUAGGCUCGAUUACUUCUACGGGCUUUUAGCUGUGUUAAGCUUGGUUAACUUUGGAUUGUUUAUUUGGAGUGCAAUUUGGUACAAAAGAAAUGCACCUAGUAAGAAUUCUUCCGUGGAGAUGGAAAGUAUUAAAACCAUCUCCUACGACGAAGAAAAGUGAUUGCAGAAUUUGGAAUAGGUUUUGUGUUUUCUGUUCUUAGCUUCAAGAUAUAUUGUAAUGGCUCAAUAAUUCAUGUAAUUUUGUAUCUGUGCACACUCAAAUCUGAACUUGUGUAAAAGCAUAUCGCUUUCUGUGAAUCGGUGUUUCUUGUCAUUUGA